This is a messenger RNA of Phragmites australis (common reed), 528 nucleotides long. RefSeq lists its product as uncharacterized. The transcript has a single exon. The record is from RefSeq and is a predicted model, not a curated record. The coding region runs from base 1 to 528 and encodes 175 amino acids. Lineage: Eukaryota; Viridiplantae; Streptophyta; Magnoliopsida; Poales; Poaceae.
AUGGCUUCCAGCCCUCAUUCCACCGCUAGCUCCUCUGCCACCAAUCCCUUCUCCACUGCUGCUCCUACGCCAAUCCCUGCCUCCACGCUCCAGCUCGUCAACAUCCGGUCGCAUGUACCGAUCGAACUGGACUUCACCGAGGCAAACUACUCAGCCUUCUUCAUGCUGACCUUCCGCAAGUUCGGCAUGCUCGAUCAAAUCGACGGCACGGUGGAUGCACGACAGCACAUCUACGAUGCCGAAUGGACCCAGGUUGACUCUGCCAUCGUCUCAUGGCCGUACACGACCGUUUCCCGGGAGAUCUUCAACACCAUGCUGAAGCCCAACUACAACACGUACUGCGUCUGGACCGCCAUCGCCGGCGUGUUCCUCGACAACAGUAUGCAACGCGCCGUUUACACGCAGCAGAAAUUUCGCAGCUUGUACCAAGGUGAUCUUUCUAUGUCUGAGUACUGCGCUCAUCUCAAGCAGCUCGCUGACACGCUCCGAGACGUCGGUGCUCCGGUGACGGAUCAAUACAAACUGUGA